Messenger RNA from Acanthosepion pharaonis, 1134 nucleotides. The record is from the annotation of a GenBank genome assembly. NCBI's taxonomy places the organism in Eukaryota, Metazoa, Mollusca, Cephalopoda, Sepiida, Sepiidae.
AUGCAACAAUUUUUUUCUCUCUUUCUUUAUUUUUUCUCUGUCUUAACAUUCCACUCUCUUUCUUUAAUCAUCAACCCCAUCUCUCUUUCUCUCUCUCUCUCUCUCUCUCUCUCUCUCUCUCUCACUCUGUUCUUAAAUUUAAAUAUGGCGAAUUCUUCUUCUUCUUCUUCUUCUUCUUCUUCUUCUUCUUCUUCUUCUUCUUCUCCGCCUCCUUUUCUUCUUCUUCCUCCUCCUCCUCCUCCGCCUCCUUUUCUUCUUCUUCUUCUUCUUCUUCUUCUUCUUCUUCUUCUUCUUCUUCUUCUUCUUCUUCUUCUUCUUCUUCUUCUUCUUCUUCUUCUUCUUCUUCUUCCGCCUCCUUUUCUUCUUCUUCUUAUCAGGAGUGGUAGCUGGUGUGGUGGUGCUCUCAAAUUCAUUCUCUUCAUAAUCUUAGAACCCUCUAAGAACACACACGCGCUUCUUCUCUCUUUAUCUCUUUCUUUCACUUUUUCUCUCUGUUUCGCUUUUAUUCUAUCUCUUUUAAAUUCUUUUUCCUUCAUUUUUCUCUCUUUUCUCUUUCUUUCUUGUUCUUUCUUCCACUAUCCCUUUCUCUUUCACUAUGCAUUUUAUCAACCAACCACUGCUUCAGGUGACCACCAAACUCAGCACCACAUCAGGACUAGAGGUCCGCCUGUACACUCCUAUCCGCGACGACUCGCACCACACAAAAUGGCGUACGCCGGGGAACAAUUUGACAAAAUGCUGAGUGGCGGCAUCAUUCGUCCUUUCGAUAGCCCCUUACACCUCGCCACUGCACUUAGUACCUGUUUAUUCCCAAGUUUUCUUUGGAUACAUGAACUGAUCCAGAAUUUUUCUCUUUUAUUCCCGGUCUCUCUCUCUCUACGCUUUACUUUCUUCUUCUCUCACUCCAUUUUAUCUCUUACUCUUUCUAUCUUUCUUUCACGCUCUCUUGCUCUAUCUUCUUUCUUUCGCUCUCUUUUCUCUCUUUCACACACUCUCUCUUUCUUAGUCUUUUUUAUUUUUCUCUUUCUCGCACUCUCUAUAUUAUUUAUCACAUUCUCUUCAUCAUUCUCUCUCUCUCUCUCUCUCUCUCUCUCUAUCUCUCUAUCUAUCUAUCUUUUUCUAACGUUUGUAUGA